Molecule: messenger RNA, 5094 nt
Organism: Trichomycterus rosablanca
Lineage: Eukaryota; Metazoa; Chordata; Actinopteri; Siluriformes; Trichomycteridae
Gene: erbb3a
Product: erb-b2 receptor tyrosine kinase 3a
Exons: 27
Coding region: 1-4212 (1403 amino acids)
Biological process (GO): positive regulation of kinase activity; protein phosphorylation; negative regulation of apoptotic process
Cellular component (GO): signaling receptor complex; plasma membrane; basal plasma membrane
Molecular function (GO): ATP binding; neuregulin receptor activity; neuregulin binding
Source: RefSeq, a predicted model, not a curated record
AUGUGCUCGGGCACUCAGAACAUGUUGAGUAUGACAGGAACUUCAGCCUGGAUGUAUCAGCAGAUGAGGGACAUGUACACAGGCUGCCAGAUCGUCAUGGGCAACCUGGAGAUCACCCACAUGGAGCACGACCGUGACUUCUCCUUCCUGCAGUCCAUUCGUGAGGUGACGGGUUAUGUCCUGAUAGCUAUAAACCAGUUCAAGCGGCUUCCACUUGAGCAGCUACGAGUGAUCAGAGGAUUGUCUCUUUAUGAUAGUCAGUACGCUCUGGUAGUUUUUCUCAACUUCCAGAAGGAUGGAGUUUAUGGUCUGCAGGAGCUUGGUCUUACUCAUCUAACAGAAAUUCUGGAAGGUGGGGUACAGAUUAUACACAACAAAUUUCUGAGCUAUACACCACAAAUCAACUGGUUGGACAUUAUGAAGAACAGCAGCGCUAAAAUCGACAUUGACCUCAACGGACCUGAAUUGCCAUGUGAUCAUUCUUGUGAUGGUCAUUGCUGGGGACCUAACAGAGACAACUGUCAGACUUUGACUAAAACAGUGUGCGCGCCCCAGUGUAAUGGCCGAUGUUUUGGCCGAAGCCCCAGUGAAUGCUGCCACAUUGAGUGUGCAGGAGGCUGCACAGGACCACAGGAUACUGACUGCUUUGCCUGCAGAAACUUUAAUGACACCGGUUCGUGUGUACCUCAGUGUCCUCAGGGUUUGAUCUAUAACAAAGUGACGUUUAAACUGGAGGCGAACCCCAAUGCUAAAUACCAGUAUGGUGUAGUCUGUGUAGCCCAAUGCCCUUCUAAUUUUGUGGUCGAUGGAAGUUCAUGUGUUAGCAAAUGCCCUCCUGAUAAAAUGGAGGUGGACAAGAAAUGGGUGAAGAGGUGUGAACCAUGUGGGGGACUUUGUCCUAAAGUGUGUGAAGGUACUGGUGGGCCCAACAGAGAGACAGUGAACUCUCAGAACAUUGACAGUUUUAUAAAUUGCACCAAGAUUCAGGGUAGUCUCCACUUCCUCAUCACAGGCAUUAAGGGAGAUGCAUUCAGAAAAAUUGCAGUUUUGGACCCCAAGAAACUCCAAAUCUUUAACACAGUCAGGGAAAUCACAGAUUUUCUCAGCAUUCAGUCGUGGCCAGAAGAGAUGGAAGAUCUGUCAGUCUUCUCCAAUCUGACAACCAUACAAGGCCGGUCCCAUUACAAAGGUGUGGUGUCCAAGAGAGGUUACUCACUUCUGGUGAUGGGAAUUCCAACCCUAAAGUCACUGGGGCUGCGCUCUCUGAAAAGGAUAAACGACGGUGGCAUCUACAUCACACGAAACAAACAGCUUUGCUACCACCACACUGUCAACUGGACUCGUCUGUAUGGGACAGGUCCAAGAGCCCAGCGUCGCCAGAAAUACCUCGACAUCAGAGAAAACCACUCACUGGAAGAAUGUGUCAGUGAGGGCCAUGUAUGUGAUCCACUGUGUUCGUCUGAUGGCUGUUGGGGUCCUGGGCCAGACCAGUGUCUAUCCUGCAAAAAUUACAGCAGAGGAGGAACCUGUGUGUCACAUUGCAACUUUCUGGAAGGGGAAAAGCGGGAGUUUGCAGGGCAGAACGGAGAGUGUAUGCCAUGUCACUCGGAGUGCGCUGUACAGGAGAACAGACCAACCUGCCGAGGACUGGGGGCAGAUCAGUGUGAAGUCUGUUUAAAUCUGCAGGACGGACCACACUGUGUAUCUUCAUGCCCAGACGGGGUUAUGGGAGAACAAGGGCUUGUCAUUUUUAAGUUUUACAAUGGCCAAAGGAAAUGCCAGCCCUGCCAUGCCAACUGUUCUCGCGGGUGUACCGGACCAGGCUUGGGAGACUGUCUGGAUCGGAAAACAUCUGGGUUGCCAGUGACUGCAAUUGCUUUGGGUGUUAUAGCAUUUGCCUUGGUGGGAUUCUCUGUGUUUGUGAUGACGGUUCUGUAUCGCCGCAGCCUGGCCAUCCGACGCAAACGUGCCAUGAGGAGAUACCUAGAGAGUGGAGAUAAUUCUGAGCUAUUGGAUCCUGGGGAAAAGGGAACAAAGGUUCAUGCUCGCAUUCUGAAAGCAUCUGAACUACGGAAGAUGAAACCUCUGGGUACAGGAGUAUUUGGGACUGUCCACAAGGGUGUGUGGAUUCCAGAAGGAGACACAAUAAAGAUUCCAGUGGCAAUAAAGACUAUUCAAGAUCGUACCGGACGGCAGAGUUUUCGUGAAGUUACAGAUCACAUGUUGGCAAUGGGCAGUUUGGACCACCCAUACAUCGUGCGGCUCUUAGGAAUUUGUCCAGGUGACUCUUUAGAGUUGGUCACCCAGCUGAUGCCACAGGGGUCCUUAUUGGAGCAUAUCAGGCAGCGCAGGGACAACCUCAACCCACAGAGGUUGCUCAACUGGUGUGUGCAGAUUGCCAAGGGAAUGUAUUAUCUUGAAGAGCAGAGAAUAGUCCACAGGAACUUGGCUGCUCGGAACAUCCUUCUCAAGAGUGACUUUAUGGUCCAAAUUGCUGAUUAUGGAGUCGCUGAUCUGUUCUACCCAGACAAUAAGAAAUUAUACAGUGAAGUCAAGACCAGCCAGACACCAACCAAGUGGAUGGCUCUCGAGAGUAUUUUAUUCAACACAUAUACACAUCAGAGUGAUGUGUGGAGCUAUGGUGUGACUGUCUGGGAAAUGAUGUCAUAUGGGGCAGAGCCGUAUUCUGCAAUGAUACCACAAGAAGUUCCAGACCUGCUGCAGAAGGGCGAGCGCCUCUCUCAGCCUCAGAUCUGCACAAUUGAUGUGUACAUGGUCAUACUAAAAUGUUGGAUGAUUGAUGAGAAUGUUCGACCAACCUUUAAAGAGUUGGCCAACGAGUUCAGCCGAAUGGCUCGAGACCCACUCCGGUACCUUGUCAUCAAAGGGGACUGUGUUGCUCCUGAUCCUGCCUUAGAUGAACCAUACCAACGUGGCACACAAAUGGACAUUCUGGGUUCAGGACUGGAGGACCAAGAAGAUGAAGCACUGGACGAUGGCAUGACCACACCCCCUGUGUACCUCACUCCAUCAAAAAGUCUUUCUAUACUACCCCAUAGGGCCAGUUUUACCUCACCCUGUCCAACUGGUUACCUGCCAAUGACCCCAAGUGUGGAGGGCUCCAUGCAGAUGGUGUGGCCGCGGUCACGGCUCAAUUCCACUCGCACAAUCUCUGAGAGUUCAGAUGGCCGUGGCACCAUGGUAGAACUGGAGAUGAAUGAAGACAUCCUAUCGAUUGGUAGUAUGAGAGAGGGGCGACACAGGAAAGACAGUGCUUAUAUGUCACAGAGGGACAGCCUAUCAGGCCCUCCGGACACACCAAUCCCUGAUACUCCCUCUCCGUGUACAGAGGGAGAGGAAGAUAAAAAUGGAUAUGUGUUACCAGGAUUAAGUGACAGUCCAGAGAGAGAGACUGUGUUUUCCGUGCCUCCUCGUGUUGCACGGUCACAUGGGAGAUUGUCUACAAGUAAUUCACAGGAACUGUUAGAGGAGCAUGACAGUGCUGAGGAAGAAUAUGAGUACAUGAACAAUCAAAACCUCCCACCCAGACGCAUUCGAGGCCAGCGCUGUCGGCGAACAGCAUCCACGCGCAGUUUCACAUCCCAUCACCCUGGUGCCAGCUAUUCAAACAAUCGAUCAUCCAUACAGGGUUCAGAGAGCAGUGGGGGGCUAUCUCAGUCAUCCUCAGAUGAGAGAAGUCGAAGCAAUGGGGACCUCCUCUCCAGUGAAGCAGAGUAUGCAGAGGCUGACCUGGACCAGGAGCUGCAGUAUGAAUACAUGGAUAUUCGUAGUGGUCCAGGGGGUGCAGCAUCCAAACCUACUGUCAGAGCUGAGCCCCUAAGACCAGGCAGUAACAUUUCGUCCAGGAAAUCUCUGGAUAAAGAUGAUCAUGAAGAGGAAGAGUAUCAGUACACGAACCAUCAGCCCAGGUUGAGGCGCUCACUAAUGCUGAAAGGCUUGGUGAAGGGGGAGGGAGAAGUGUAUGAAUACGAGGAAAUGGACUCUCUGGUUGCAGGAGCAAGCUCAGGAUCUGAGUACCAGAACCUUUAUGAGGCAGGGGAACGGGAGGAAGUCCAGGUCUCUAGAGUAAGGCCAAGUGUUAAUGUGUGUUCAGGAGCGAGUGUUGGGAAGGAGGGGUCAGACAGGUAUUACGACAAUCCUGACUACUGGCACAGCCGAUCAUUUUCUAAAGCUAAUGCUGUAACUACUUAAGAGAGAUUAAAAAAGGAAGAGUAAAAUUGAUUUAAUACAAGAGUAAACUGUGGCAUUAAAGUUAGUCAAAAAUAGAAAAUUAGCAUUAACUCAGCAGAAGUAGCAAUCUCAAAAGCACUGGACAUGACAAUGACCAGUAUAGUCUUGGUAAUAAAGGAAAUUUUAUUAUGUAAAGUAAAAAAAACCUUUUAUACAGCUAAUAUACUCGCAUUUACUCCAGAUUUGCAAUAUGACGUGUUAUGCUAUUUCAAAAAAACAAUUAUUUUAGUGCCAGUCUUACAAACAGUAUACUUUAUAAACACGAGUAGAGAAGCCAAGCAGAAAGGAUGUUCCACCAAGAGUAUACAAAGGUCGAACUGGAUCCUACAUCUAUAUUUAUGGCCCAGGAAUCAGAUUUGGACAUGUGAGAGACAGAAGAGUAUCACACAAAAUCUGUUGAGAUCGAUCUAUUAAAUCAGUAUGUCUGUUACAGGUGUUUAUUCAGUCUUCUACAUUACAGCAUGGCAGCUUACAGUCCUUAAACUGUACCAAAUGUGCCCUAAGUAGAGAUGAAUCAUUCAUAAUACUAUUUUUGUACAUUUUGUAUAUCAUAUUCAUAUCUGCUUGUAGCAAUUUAACAGUAUCAGUGCCAUUAUUACAAGCACUUACAGAACUGUUUUUCUUUAUUUUCUGCUAACAUCGUGUAUUAGUCACAAUAUGCAAUGAAGAACUUUAAUGAAAGGCCAGUUGACAAGCUUUACUUUUUUACAGCUCAUGAACAAGUUGUCUGUUUUCUUAUUUGUAAAAUGCAUCUUUUAUUUUUCAUAUAUCUUUGUAAUGAAAUCUUUUUAUAUAUCCAGUGUGUUUUAAAUUGUUGUUGAAAUAAAGAUUUUAUUGCUUUAA